AAUAUGUUACGCCAAAGAAACCGGACGAGUUCAACGGCCAUGGCUGACUCUAAUUUCAGUUUCUAAUUUUAUUCUUGUCCCCUUGACCAAAAGCUGACAAAAAUCAGAAAAUGGUUUCUUCGUUCGUUGAUCAAACCCGAGAAAAACAAUGCACUCAUUAAAAGUCACAGCUACAGAGAACAUAUAAUAUAAUCUGAUUUCCUUGUGCCUUUUGGCCCAACUUAGUCUCCUUGUUCCGAAUUCUGAUUCUUGAUCUAUUCCUUUCUGACCUUGCUAUCUUAUUGUUGAUUCAUUGUUUCUUUUUCUUUGAUGUGCAAUAGAGAUGGGUUGUUCUUGUGCAUCGAUUAGACUGAUCUGUUACGUUACUUGAUGUUAUGAAAUUAUGAAUUUUGUUGCAGAGACAUAUAUUUUGUCAUUGUUAUUGAUGAUAUAUCAAUUUUUUUAGAUCUCUGGUUGAACAAUCCAUUGAAGGCAAUCUCCAAGGCCAGUUCAAGUUCUGGAAGAUCUAUCAGAUUUGAAAUUGGUGUUUAUAUUAAGGAUUUUGCAGCAAUUAGUGUGGUUUCAGGUAGUGCUAUUUAAUCUUUUUGAAGGGCCUCGUAUGGAGCAAUUCAGGCAGGUUGGCGAGGUUGUGGGAAGUUUCAAUGCUUUGAUGGUGUUGAAAGAAGACAUCCGAAUCAAUAAACGGCAGUGUUGUUUACUUCUGGAUAUCUUCAAUUUAGCUUUCUCCACAAUUGCGGAAGGGAUCAAGCAUUUCUUGAAAUCAGAAGAGAAGAACACCAAGUGGAAAGCUCUUGAGCAGCCCUUGAUAGAGCUUCAUAAGGUGAUUAAAGAAGGAGAACUCUAUGUCAGACAAUGCUUGGAUGAUAAAGAUUGGUGGGGUAAAGCCGUUACUCUUCAUCAGAAUAGAGAUUGUGUUGAAUUUCAUAUUCACAAUUUGCUUUGCUAUUUCCCGGCUGUGAUUGAGGCCAUUGAAACAGCUGGUGAAAUCUCAGGACUUGACCCUGAUGAAAUGCAAAGAAGGAGAGUAGCACUCGCAAGAAAAUAUGACAGGGAAUGGAAUGACCCUAAACUUUUCCAGUUGAAAUUUGGCAAGGAAUAUUUGAUCCCUCGCGAAAUUUGCCAUCGUUUUGAAAGUGCUUGGAAAGAAGAUAGAUGGCUUCUUAUUGAACAACUCAAAGAGAAGAGAAGUUUGGGAUCUGUUGUUUUAACAAAGAAUGAGCAGCUGCUUGUAGAGAUGCUACUCAAGAAACUAAAUGCACCAAAGCCUUGUAAUGGGCAACUCUUUCCUGCCUCAACUUUGUUAGGAGGGAAGGAUUACCAAGUAAGGAGAAGAUUAAGUGGAGGAGGCAAGUACAAGGAAAUUAUAUGGUUGGGGGAUAAUUUUGCUGUUAGACAUUUUUAUGGUGAGAUAGAUGAAUCAUUAAAUUCUGAGAUUGCUAAUCUUCUUUCCCUGUCACACCCCAACAUUGUGCAGUAUCUUUGUGGCUUUUAUGAUGAUGCGAAGAAAGAAUUUUUUCUUGUCAUGGAGCUGCUAAGCAAGGACCUAUCUCUCUACAUGAGGGAAACUUUUGGCUCAAAGAGGCGAAGCUCAUUCUGUCUUCCUAUUGUGAUUGAUCUUAUGCUUCAGAUUGCAAGAGGUAUGGAAUUUCUUCAUUCAAAAAAGAUCUAUCAUGGAGAAUUAAACCCUUCAAAUAUUUUCCUCAAAGCAAGGGCUUCCACAGAAGGUUAUUUUCAUCUAAAAGUUUCUGGUUUUGGAUUGUCAUCUGUUAAAAGUUAUGCAUCUCGACACACAAUUCCACCACCACCGCCACCGCCACCACCACCACUACCACCGCCAAGCCAACGUGUAACAGACCCUUGUAUUUGGUUUGCCCCAGAAGUUCUGGCCGAGCAAGAAGGGGGAAGUACCUCUAAUUCCAAGUAUUCGGAGAAGGCAGAUGUUUACAGUUUUGGGAUGCUUUGUUUUGAGCUUUUAACUGGGAAAGUUCCUUUUGAAGAUGGACAUCUUCAAGGAGAAAAAAUGACAAGAAACAUAAGAGCAGGAGAAAGGCCUCUCUUCCCAUCAGGCUAUCCAAAAUAUAUUGUCAACUUAACCAAAAAAUGUUGGCACCCAACUCCUUCUCAACGCCCCAGUUUCUCACCGAUAUGUCGAAUUUUACGUUACAUCAAGAAAUCCCUUGUGAUGAACCCGGAGCAUGCUCAAUCUGAGUUUCAAUCGCCACUUGCAGAUUAUUAUGAUAUAGAGGCAGGAUUCAUAAGGAAGUUUGUGUUAGAGCGGAGUUAUGAUGAGACAUCUGUCACACAAAUCCCAUUUCAGUUGUUUUCCUAUAGAAUAUCAGAGAAAGAGAAGGCUAUUCUGAACAGUAAAGAUAAGCAUUUGGAAUUAGGCAGUGAUGCAGCCUUAAUGUGCAAGGAUGAGUUUGAUUCUGUAGGUGCUAUUAUGUUGGCAAAUGAAACGAGAUCAAUGUGUUCUGAUGUGAAGUCAGUCUGUUUUGAUAUGAGAUCAGUUUACACAGAGAUUCCAGGCAAAAAAGUUUCUCAGUUUGAUACCUGGUCAGUUCAUUCUGAUGCUCCAAUGAAGAAAAUUUCUAUUUCUGAAUUUAGGUCACUUUCUUCUGAGGUUCCCAACAAGAAAAUGGCUAAUCCUGUUUCAAGAUGGAGAAAAACCAGGCCUCUAUUGGAUACCAUUCCUAGUCCUGAUUCUCAGUCAGUUGGUUCCAGGACUCCAGAAAGGACUAUUUCUGGGUCUCUAGGGACAUCAGGUUCCUCCGACACUCAAGCUAGGAAAAUUCCAGGUUCUAAUCCAAAUUCAGCUUGCUCCAGAAAUACCAAAAAUCAAGUUAAAGUAGUCAAGAAAGCCACUUAUGUAAGGGUCAAAAAAUGGGAAGGCCCAGGAGUACCCAAUGCGAAGGGACGAACAAGAGCAACAAUGACAACAGAGUCACCAAGGUCACCAUUUAAACCAGGUGGGCGCGGUUUCAGGAUAGGCCAAGAGGUUAAGAGUCCAUUGGGCCAAAGAAAACGAAGAUCACGGGCUACUCCCUUGAAUUCUGACGCAGCAUAGCUGUUGUUUAGCUCAACUCGAUGAAACGAGUCCUUAGGCUUCCAUGUCAAUUUUGUGUACAAUGUACAAUUUCACUGCAUAUCAUAUCAUGGCCUUCUGUUCUGAGCCAGUGAGCAGCAACGUUUACUUGUUAUGCUUUUAAACUUAAAAUUUAUAAUAUUGAAGAUGAAUAGGCUUGGUUGAUAUUAACCAACUCAA
Mangifera indica (mango) is the source of this 3262-nucleotide messenger RNA. Its product is annotated as mitogen-activated protein kinase kinase kinase 7-like. Bases 599 to 3064 code for a protein of 821 amino acids. The record is from RefSeq and is a predicted model, not a curated record. Gene Ontology annotation, molecular function: ATP binding; protein kinase activity. Gene Ontology annotation, biological process: protein phosphorylation; signal transduction. Lineage: Eukaryota; Viridiplantae; Streptophyta; Magnoliopsida; Sapindales; Anacardiaceae. The transcript has 2 exons. Gene Ontology annotation, cellular component: cytoplasm.